AUUCCAGCAACAACACAUGCCUCGCCAUCACCAGAUGGCCAUUACAUUGCUGGUCUAACUCCCGACCACCUCUAUGUUUAUUACACGGCAACUCUGACCAUUGCGUCUUCAUUUCCACUUGACAAUUCGAACGUCCCAACAACUCGAUCUGCUGAAACACCCGCAAUACAUUGGACACCAUGUUCGCUUUCUAUCAUUCUUCAGACCAGCAGUUAUGUGUCACUCUACAGCCUAGCGAAUACAGCUAGCAGGGUGAGGAUUGCCAAUGGAAGCGCCAGCUUGGGUAGAAUAGCAAGUGUCGAUGUUUUUGGUGAUAAUGUUUUUGUAGUGUGGGAAUUUGGCAGAGUCGGUAUCUUUGAGGUUUCGAGGGGUCGAGUCACAGAGGUUGGUGAACUGAAGACUGGCAUUGGAAGCUUGAAAUCUGCAUGGGGAGUCAGGAGAGUCAAGGGUAGAGCUGAAGCAACGGAUGUUUUGUCCUUGAUAUUGGCUUCGUCGACUACGCCUUUCACGACCAUCAAUGUACCGACAACCGAUGCUCAAUCAUUAGCUUGGAGCCCAUCAGGUAAAUGGUUGAGCAUACUAGACACACCAUUGAGCGCGCCAAACUCCGCCUUGCACAUAUGUACCGCAGACGGCAACUUCUAUCGCAGUUAUCCUCCCACGGGUUCUGUACCCACUGAGGAGACUUAUGCAUUAGGUCCUCUGCGUCAAGAAUGGGGAUCCAAACAUCUUGCUCUCGCCAAUGCAGAUGGUAGCAUCACUCUCCUCUCUACAACCACCUUCUCUCCAGUAUGUACCUUUGAACCAUGGACAAUGGCUGAAGACGACAUCUCAGCCGUAUACCGCGAACAAGUAAGCGGCAAAGGCGACCGCAACUGGACUUAUCUAGGCAACGGCGACGACACUACGUCUCAACUUCUAGCAUCUUACUCGCCAGCCAUUGAGAUGAAAUUCGAUGCAGCUGGUAAAUAUGUUGCUUUCCGACUCGAGGCGUUCCCGGAAAGCGUGGUUGUUUGGAAGAUUCCCUCAUCUAAGCCUAUCUUCGCCUCUACCUCCCAUGAUACCGAGCGAGAACUAGAAAACAACGAGGACCAAAAUACCUCGAUAUUGGUUUUACACCAUCAUACCACUGUCAAGAAGCUUCAAUGGCAUCCUACAAUCUCUGGUCUUUUGCUAUCGCACACAGAAGACAACCAGGUCUACCUGUCCUCGACCACAGGCGAGACAAACGCACCACUACACCUCUCUCAUCCCUUUUCCACCCACGCAGCAUCUUCGUCAACUUCUUCUACUCCACCUACCGACCUUUUGAGUGUCCAUUGGGUAGCCUCCACCAUCCUCAUCACAACCAAAAAACGCGGCUGGGUCAUCGCAUACCCCUUCGGUGCACCCUCGGCUCCUUCGUCACCAGUUCAACCCAAAUCCUCGGCUGGGACGGAUGGAAAGGAAGAUCACGAUGGGCAAGAAGAAGUUAGUGAAGAUUCAUUGUAUGAUAUACUCAGUGGGCGAACACCGUUGCCUGCACCGAGGAUCUCUGAUGAUUAUUUACCAGAGGAUUCGGAGGUUGAAGGAGAAGGAGAGGGUGAUCGAGAUGAGCUCAAUGAUACGUUCAGAGGCAAGGGCACUGCGGGUACCAUCGGGAGUUUUGAGUACUAG
Messenger RNA from Aureobasidium musti, 1656 nucleotides. Lineage: Eukaryota; Fungi; Ascomycota; Dothideomycetes; Dothideales; Saccotheciaceae. The record is from the annotation of a GenBank genome assembly.